UGGGGGGUGGAGGGGAAGGGAGGGGCACUUAACGGUGGGGCGGCUGGGUCUGCGCCGGAUGCGGGAGAGGGGCGGGCGCCAUUGUGCCUCGCUGCGGACUGCUUUUCCGGAGUCGCAGGCCCAGAUCACCAAGGAGGAAGGCGGCGGCGAGCGGGACGACGCGCCCUGUUCGGUGCCAGCUCCGGAGCGGGGAAAACCUUAAGAAUGGAGUCUAAACCUUCAAGGAUUCCAAGAAGAAUUUCUGUUCAACCCUCAAGCUCUUUAAGUGCUAGGAUGAUGUCUGGAAGCAGAGAAAAUAGUUUAAAUGAUAACUGUCACUCAAGAGACUCUUCAUUUAGACUGGAUUCUGAAUAUCAGUCUACAUCAGCCUCUGCAUCACCAUUUCAAUCCACAUGGUAUAGUGAAUCUGAAAUAACUCAGGGAGCACGCUCAAGAUCGCAAAACCAGCAACGAGAUCAUGAUUCAAAAAGACCUAAACUUUCCUGUACAAACUGUACUACCUCAGCUGGGAGAAAUGUUGGAAGUGGUUUAAAUGCAGUAUCAGAUUCAUCUUGGAGGCAUAGUCAAGUUCCCAGGUCUUCAUCAGUGGUACUUGGAUCAUUUGGAACAGACUUAAUGAGAGAGAGGAGAGAUUUGGAGAGGAGAACAGAUUCCUCUGUUAGUAAUCUUAUGGAUUAUAGUCACCGAAGUGGUGAUUUCACAACUUCAUCAUAUGUUCAAGACAGAGUUCCUUCUUCAUAUUCACAGGGAGCAAGACCAAAAGAGAAUUCAUUGAGUACUUUACAGUUGAAUACGUCAUCCACACACCACCAAUUGCCUUCUGAACAUCAGACCAUACCAAGUUCUAGGAUCUCCAGCAGAAAUUUUUUAAGAUCAAAUUUUUCUUCAAGAGAAUCAGGAUCUACUCAAAGCAAUACACAGCCUGGAUUUUCUUAUAUGUCAAGUAGAGAUGAAACCCCAAACAUAAGCAAUUCAGAAAGGGUUGUUUCAUCUCAAAGACCAUUUCAAGAAUCUUCUGACAAUGAAGGUAGGCGGAUAACCAGAAGGAGGAGGAGAUUGCUGUCACGUAUAGCUUCUCGUAUGUCAUCUACUUUCUUUUCACAAAGAUCUAGUCAGGAUUCCUUGAGUGCAAGAUCAUUGAGUUCUGAAAAUACUUACAUAUCUCCAAGAAUCUUGACAACUUCACGGUCCCGUAGUAAUGCACCAUCAACUUCCGAAGUUCCUGAUAAUAGGGCAUCUGAAGCUUCUCAGGGAUUUCGAUUUCUUAGGCGAAGAUGGGGUUUGUCGUCUCCUAGCCAAAGUCAUAUCUCUGAGUCAGAUUCAGAAAAUUUUAGCCAAGAAUCUGAAGGUAGAAAUACUGGACCAUGGUUGUCUUCCUCCCUUAGAAAUAGAUGCACACCUUUGUUCUCUAGAAGAAGGCGAGAGGGAAGAGAUGAAUCCUCAAGGAUACCUACCUCUGAUACACCAUCUAGAUCUCACAUUUUUAGAAGACAAUCGAAUGAAGUGGUUCACCUUGAAGCACAGAAUGAUCCUCUUGGAGCUGCUGCCAACAGACCACAAGCAUCUGCAGCCUCAAGCAGUGCUACAACAGGUGGCUCCACAUCAGAUUCGGCUCACAGCAGAAGAAAUACACGAAUAGCAGGAAUUCUUCCUGGUUCCUUAUUCCGAUUUGCAGUCCCCUCGGCACUUGGAAGUAGUUUGAUUGACAAUGUUAUGAUCACCGUAGAUACUAUUCCUUCAGGUUGGAAUUUAGCUGAUGGAAACAGUGAUAAAACUAAAAAUGCACCUUCAAGAGAUCCAGAAAGACUGCAGAAAAUAAAGGAGAGCCUCCUUUUAGAGGACUCUGAUGAAGAAGAAGGUGACUUAUGUAGAAUUUGUCAGAUGGCAGCUGCGUCAUCAUCUAAUUUGCUGAUAGAGCCAUGCAAAUGCACAGGAAGUUUGCAGUAUGUCCACCAAGAGUGUAUGAAAAAGUGGUUACAGGCCAAAAUUAACUCUGGUUCUUCAUUAGAGGCUGUAACCACCUGUGAACUCUGUAAAGAGAAGUUGCAGCUUAACCUGGAGGAUUUUGAUAUUCAUGAAUUACAUGGAGCUCAUGCAAAUGAACAAGCUGAGUAUGAAUUUAUCAGCUCUGGUCUCUACCUAGUUGUGUUAUUGCACUUGUGUGAACAAAGCUUUUCUGAUAUGAUGGGAAAUACAAAUGAACCAAGCACACGUGUCCGAUUUAUUAACCUUGCAAGAACUCUUCAGGCACAUAUGGAAGAUCUUGAAAUUUCAGAGGAUGAUUCCGAAUAAGAUGGAGACCAUAAGAGAACAUUUGAUAUUGCCUAACUGCAUAUAAGACAGAUGGAUGAUCUGUGAACAAGUGUUUAUUAAAACUGGCAAUUAAGUAUGAAUUAGUUUUGUGGGGGAAUGCCUAUUAAAUACAUUGACUAUAUAUCCAAUGAAUAUAUACAUACACAUAUAUACUUGUAUAUAUAUAUUCAUUGUCAAGUGUUGCUGAAUUAAAAUUCUUCUGCUGGACCUUUUAACAUGGACAGCAAUUUUGAUGUUUAUAAACUGGUAAUCAAAAGGUUUUUUCUUUUAGAUGCGUGGGAAAGUAUUACCCUUGUUUUCAAUGUCUAAGCAAUGCCCAUAGACCCUCUUUUGUGUUCUGAUUACUGUAACCAUAUUUAUGAGGGAAAAAAAGGUUUGUGUUUAGCCUCUUGCUCUCUUGCUAGUGAGAAAAGUGGGACUUAUAUGCUUUUGAAAUAAAAUGCCAAAUGGCACCUAAUUAUUUUUCCUUUAAAAUGCCUUAAGUUGGAGUCUCAUUUUGAUAAUUAUUUGUUUCCAGUGUUUAAAAUAAAAAUAAAAGAAUGGGGAAAAUGUUAUGAAGAGCAUUAUAUUAGGUUUCCAAAUAUAAUUUGAAUUCUAAAUCCAUUUAGCAAUAAAAUCUAAUUUUUGCAAAAGUAUAUAAAAUGUAUAAAUGAUGGAUAAAUUUUUGUAUUGAUUUACAAAAUACAGAUUAUAUUUGAUAGGCCAUAGUAUGUAGAUAUUCCUUUUAGGAAUAUUGCAGCUGUAAAUUGUAUCAGAAUUGCCAGUUAAAUGCUAUUUGGUUAAAAAAUAAUUAUUGCAAUCUCAAGUUAAAAGAAUAUUUUUAAAUCCCACAUUCAAAGUUUAAAACACUGGUUUUCAAUGUGUUUUUUAGUGUUGUCACUUCUUUAUAGAUAAAUAUGACAUAAAUAACCUGUUUGGAUCCUGGUCGUUUUUAACUGUUUCUUGGUAAUUCCGAGCAUUUAUUUGAUGACUUAUUAAUGUUUUUCACUACCUUUGGAAGACAAAUGAACAUUAUCUAUUUACAAUGAAUGGGUCUACUCUGUGGUCACAAGUUGUGUAUAUUUCCGUAACACUGUAUUUUUCCUCUGUCAUCUCCCUUAGGGUAUACUAAAAACAGCUUCAGGUGAUUUCAAUUAAUGUGUCUGCUGUUACAGCAACAAACUACUUUUUCAGAACCUAAAUAGAAGCCAUGUAAUUUCUCAAAAGUGAAUUAACAGUUUGCCCACAGUUUGUUGGUUUUAUGUAAAACAUUGGCUUGAAAUAAAGUGCAUACUGAUUUAUUUU
Molecule: messenger RNA, 3597 nt
Organism: Carlito syrichta (Philippine tarsier)
Lineage: Eukaryota; Metazoa; Chordata; Mammalia; Primates; Tarsiidae
Gene: MARCHF7
Product: membrane associated ring-CH-type finger 7
Exons: 10
Coding region: 205-2292 (695 amino acids)
Biological process (GO): protein autoubiquitination
Cellular component (GO): nucleus
Molecular function (GO): ubiquitin conjugating enzyme binding; zinc ion binding; ubiquitin binding
Source: RefSeq, a predicted model, not a curated record